Condylostylus longicornis is the source of this 5793-nucleotide messenger RNA. It is a transcript of the gene fab1, whose product is annotated as putative 1-phosphatidylinositol 3-phosphate 5-kinase. The coding region runs from base 66 to 5540 and encodes 1824 amino acids. Gene Ontology annotation, molecular function: metal ion binding; 1-phosphatidylinositol-3-phosphate 5-kinase activity; ATP binding. Gene Ontology annotation, biological process: phosphatidylinositol phosphate biosynthetic process; intracellular signal transduction. Lineage: Eukaryota; Metazoa; Arthropoda; Insecta; Diptera; Dolichopodidae. The record is from RefSeq and is a predicted model, not a curated record. Gene Ontology annotation, cellular component: endosome membrane. The transcript has 11 exons.
AAAAAAAAAAAAAAAAAAAAAAAAAAAAAAAAAACAAAAAAAAAACUGAAAAAAGAAUAUAAACAAUGAAUCGUCAUUUACACUCGCCUACAAAGUUGACCGAAUUUGCACGAAAUUUCGAAGAACAACCUGAAACAUUACUUACAAAAUUUGUUAACAAAAUUACAAAUGCUUAUAAUACUAGUUAUAAUACUGUAAAUGAUGUACCUUUUAGUAGAGAUUCGAUGGCACAAUCUUCAUCAAUUAUUUCCCCUCAGCAAAAUUUGUCACAAACUAGCUUAUGUAAUGUAGAUGAAUCUCGUAAUGAAAUGUCGAAGACUUCGGAGGUAUCAACAUCAAGUUCUGAAAAAUCAAUAUCAAUUAUAAGUAAUGACGAAUCUCCGGAAUUGGUAGAAAAACCUCCUGCUUUACCGGUCGAUAACCAAGAGGGAAGAACUAUGCUCAACGUUUUAAAAAGAAUAAGCAAUAUAGUGGCUUCUAAAAAUAAUAAUUUACGAAAUUAUAAAGAAACUGAUCUUCAACGAUUAUGGAUGCCAGAUGAGAAAGCAAAGGAAUGUUAUGACUGCGGGCAAAAAUUUUCAACUUUUAGAAGAAAACAUCAUUGUCGUUUGUGUGGUCAAAUAUUUUGUUCAAAAUGUUGUAAUCAGGUAGUACCUGGUCGAAUAAUAAUGUGUUCAGGAGAUUUAAAAGUGUGCACAUAUUGUUCGAAAAUUGUGUUGAGUUACUUAAAAUCAUCAGACAUAGCACUUGAUUUAAAACAUGAUUUACAAGCACUUCAACAGGACUUAUCUAAUAAAUUUCAUCAUCAUCAAGAAACUAAUGAAACUAUCGAGCCAAGAAAUUUGGCGAUCCAACGCAAGAUCUCAGUCGGUUAUCAAGAAGAAAGAUUUGUUACCACACAGCCUACAAUGACUUUGUCCAAUGCUGAUAGAAAAAAUAUUUUACAGCAAUCACAUUCAUUGAAAAGUCUCUAUGAAGAAAUGAAAAGAUUACUUCCUCUUCAAAAUUGUGGCUUGGAUUUAAUUGCUUUUCUAAUAACUAAUCAAAAAUCAUCUAAUAAAGUACAAGCUAUUGCAAUUUUAAACGCAAUGUUAGAGGGUGGUUUUUUAAUUCCCCUUGUACCAGACUCUGAACAGAGAGAUUUUGACGAGAACCUGCAUUAUAAAUUAAUAAGAAAAGUAGAUUCCAUAACUCGUAGUGGGAGUAUUCAAUUAGACGUAGAUUACGAGACAAAUUCUGUACAUAUGAGCAAAUCUUUACCUUUGGAUAAUCCUACCUUUUCCGAAUUUGUUGACGAUAGCAAUGAUUUUAAGUUUUUUAAGUCUUCCUUCGAUGAAAGCUUAAGUUUUCAAUCAUUAAAAGAUGUUGAGCUAGAAAAUUCUAUUAAAUCCAAAACUACAGCAAAAUUAGUUAAAUCUUACUGUGAUCAUGAAGAGCUUUUACUUAGUCAAAUGUUAAGAAACUAUAAUUUGAAUGAACAAUGGUCAAAAAUUCUGAUUCAAUUAUGUGCACGUGUUGCUAAUCAUUUUCGACCUGAGUAUCUUACCAACGAUUUGAUGGAUAUAAGGAAUUAUAUAAAUUUCAAAAAGAUCGCUGGGGGUACACGGCAAGAUAGCACAUUAAUUAAUGGAGUUGUAUUUUCUAAAAAUGUUGCACAUAAAGAAAUGCUAACAAGAAUAGAGAAACCAAAAGUUUUAUUGCUACAGUGUCCUAUAGCUUUCGAAAGAGUAGAAGGAAAAUUUGUUAGUUUUGAAAAGUUAUUGCUGCAAGAGCGAGAAUAUCUCCGAAAUGUUACACAGAGAAUUUUGAGUUUUGAACCUGACGUUGUUUUGGUACAUAAAGAUGUGGCGGGGAUCGCACAAGAUAUGCUAAGGUCUGCAGGUGUAACGUUGGUAUUGGAUGUUAAAUUAUCAGUUAUGGAAAGGUUGGCUAAAUGUUUGCAAUGUGACAUUGUUACUUCGAUAGAGUCAAAAUUUCGGCCUGCAAAACUAGGUGUGUGCGAUGUUUUUUAUACUAAAAAUUUUAGCGAUGGCAAGGGUUCCUACAAAACAUUAAUGUUCUUUGAAAUGCUUUCGAAUGCAAGAUGCUGCUAUUGUUUACUUCGUGGUGGUAGUGUUUCUGAAUUAGCAAAAGUAAAAAAAGUUUCUUCAUUAUUAGUUUAUGCCAGAUAUAAUUGGCGUUUAGAAAUGUCAUUUUUGUUGGAUGAAUUUGCGAGACCUCCAUCCCCAAAGUUAUUGAUUUUUGAUUCUAAGGAACAUUCCCCUUCUACAGAUGUAAAAAAUGAAGAUGAAAUAAACGGCAACGAAAAGCAAUCCCCAGAUUCUUUUUCUGGAGAAAUAUUAUCUUUGAAAGAAGACGAAUCUGAUUUAGUAGAAGAACCGCAACAUAAACGUUUAGUGGAAAAGAAGUCUGAAGAAAAAUUAGUUACAAUUGAGAAUGUGUGCGAUUUUAGCGAUCCUUUGCGUGCACCAGAGAUUACAUCACCAAAAACCGAUCCAGACGUUUCCGUUGUAGAAUUUGCUGUUGAAACACCUUACGAUAACCGCUUUAGAACUGCUUUAAGUUCAACAGUUUUAUCUAUUAGUCCCUUCGUUGCAUUUCCGCUCCCGUACUUGGAAACAGAACAAGGUCGUAAAUGUUUACUUAGAUCAUUAUUUCCAAAUGAGCUAUUUUUUUCAAAGCAGUGGUCUAAUAACAAUAUUGAAAGGAAUUCUGUGUCAAACGAGCUGACUGAUUUUGAAAAAAAUAAGAAUUUGAACAAUGUAAUGUUAAAUCCCGUUCAUCCCUUUUUGGAAAUGCAAAUCACAAAACCAUUUGACGAUCGAGAAAUUCAAACUUUAUUGGCGGAAUUUAGAGCGUUUGGUGGCCGUUAUCCAAAAACAAAUAAGAAAUUUCAAGUUCUUAAGAGAGAAGAGUCGAUACAGAAGCCGCAAAAGGUGCCCGAGGAUUUCAUUUAUAAAGAUGCUCUUGAUUUGCAAAACCAUCAGCGCUUACCUGUUCUUUUUUGUAGUUUCUAUUACAAUCCUCAAACUGCUUCCUCUUUAUGUGCACAACCCUACUUAUUAGAUAUGAAAUUUUAUGGUCAGCAAGAUAUUAUGCUUGGGCAAUUUUUACAACGUUACUGUUUCAAAAGUUACAUAUGCCAAUUUUGUAAUUUACCAAUGAUGGAUCAUGUUAGAAGGUAUGUUCAUUCGAUGGGGUGUGUACAAGUUCAAUUAACGGAAGAUCCAAAUCAAAACGAAAGCGACAAAAUUUUUUUGAUGUCCGCAUGCUCUAAGUGUAACGUCUAUACUCCUAGUGUAGCAAUAUCUGAAGAUACAAAAUGUUUUUCCUUUGCCAAGUAUUUAGAAUUACAUUUUUAUGGUCACUCUUAUAAGAUACGAGAAAUUCAAGAUAGUUCAAAUGAAAAAUCUGAACAAAUUAGCAAGUGCCCUCAUUCAAUGCAUAAAGAUUAUGUUCAUUACUUUUCUAACAAAGGUAUAAUGGCAAAGUUUACUUACACACCAAUAGACGUUUGGGAAAUUGGAUUACCGCCUUUAAUAAUUGUAUUGAAACAACCGAAACCAUUCGAUAAUAUGGUAGUAUUAGAAGACGUAAAAAAAUUUUCAGUUCAAGGACAUGAAAUUUAUUCGAAAAUUCAUGAGAAAAUAGCGGAAUUAUCAACUGAAGACGAUUGCCCUAUGUUAAAUGGUCUCAAGGGUGUAUUAAAUCGCGAUCAGUUAAUAUUUAAGCAACAUAUAGAAAUUGUUCAAACUUUGCUAACAGAAAAGCAAGUGAAUUCUUAUGAUAUUAAUGAUGCAAUGUUGAAAUCGAAACGUGCUCUAGCUGAAAGUAUUGAGUUAUGGGGUCCACGAUUGAGUGACGCAUCUUCUCAAAUUAAAGUUCUGACAAAUAAACAAGAAAAUUCACAUGUUGAUUCUGGACAAAUUUGCACUGAAGAUUUGAAAACGGAUUUGGAUUCUCCAACAAGUGAUAGUUCUAAGUUGCCAUCGUUAGCAGAUUGUUCAAUAACUGAUAAUCAAGCGACAAACAUUGACACAACAACAAAUAAUAGUGACGUGGAACAAAACUCUCCACCUUUAAUAAAAAGUAAAGACAGUUUUAAAGUAAAAAAUACAUCAGAUUCAUCUUCAGACAAAAAAACGAUUAAAAAGAUGCUGAGUCAACUUUUACCAAAUACUGGGCAAGUAAAUGUUUUGCCUUCUCCGAUGUCAUUAAAUGAGCACUUAACAUUACCUUUGGGUGCUUUUCCAAUAUUAGUUCAUGACCAGGAUUUAAGCUCAAUUAUAGCAUAUUGCUUAGUUUCAAAUGAUUAUAAAAAGUCUUUAGAAUCUUUAAAUUCUCCAAAUGUUACCCAAAACGAAGCGAAUUCAACUAAUGGAAGCCCAAAUAUGAAAAGGAAAUCUCAUGAUAAUUCUGUUGAACCAGAAGACAAGGAUGGGGGUGUAAAAUUUGAAUCAACAGAAGAAAAAAAAACGGUGAAGUCAAAUUUUCAUAUAGAAUUGUAUUAUCAAGAUUUAACAACACAGUUUACGUGUAAAAUUUAUUUUGCUAAAGAGUUUGACAAACUUCGCUCUGUUGUACUGCAACCACCCAAACUUAAUAAAAGUGCAUAUAAAGAUAUAGAGAUUAGUAAAAAGAUGGAUGAUUCGCGUAUAACACAAAAGUCUAAUGUAGCAGAAAAUGAGCUACUAAGAAAAACAAGUAGUAGCAAUUUAAAUAAUAAAACAACUGAAUCAUCUCGAGAAUUUGCAAUAAAUCAAAAUGAUAUUACAGAUGAAACUCGAUUAUUUUUAGCGCGCUCACUAUGUAGAAGUGUGCAAUGGGAAGCAAGAGGCGGUAAAAGUGGUUCAAAGUUCAGUAAAACUCUUGACGAUAGAUUUGUAUUAAAGGAAAUGAGUCAAAGGGAAGUGGCAAUUUUUGAAAAUUUAGCUUCAAAUUAUUUUGAUUAUAUAAGUAAGUGUUUAAAAGAAAAUAAUCCAACACUUUUAGCUAAAAUUUUGGGGGUUUAUCGUGUAACUGUAAAGAAGAAAGAUUUUUUACAAGAAAAGUGCUUACUUGUCAUGGAAAAUUUAUUUUAUGAUUGCGAUAUUAAAAAUAAAUUUGAUUUGAAAGGGUCAGAAAGAAAUCGUUUAGUGGAUCCAACGAAUCAAAAUGGAGGAGAAAUAGUUUUGUUAGAUGAAAAUUUAAUACAGAUGUCAUGGUCGAAACCUCUCUACAUAUUAUCUCAUAGUAAGACGAUAUUAAAAGAAGCCAUAAAUCGAGACUCAUCAUUUUUAGAAAAGAAUGAUGUCAUGGACUAUUCAUUAUUAGUAGGAUUAGAUAAUGGAAAUAAAGUUUUAGUUCUUGGUAUCAUAGAUUAUAUACGCACAUUUACCUUCGAUAAAAAGGUUGAAUCCUUCGUCAAACAAUCAUUAGCGGGACAAGGAAAAUUACCAACUGUAAUUCGACCGGAACGAUAUAAACAACGUUUUAUUGAGGCAAUGGAUCGCUAUUUUCUUUCAGUUCCAGAUAGAUGGGAAGGUUUAUCAAAAAAAUAAAUAUUAUGUGGCAAAAUAAUCGUAAACACUUAAAAAUAUUUUGUUCAUUCCUUAAUUUUAAUUAAAAUAAUUUAAUUAAAAAAGUUUUUAAAAUCUUAAUUUUUUUUUGUAAAUUAUGUAAAUAUAAUAGCAAAUGAUUUGUAUGUACACAAAAUUAUAUGUACAUGAUAUUAAUUAGUAAGAAGGUGAAUAUCUUUUUUGAGCACUUGUAACAUUAUUAUAUACAUAUAUCACAAUUAUUAAUUAUUAAAUA